Heterotrigona itama is the source of this 1566-nucleotide messenger RNA. Lineage: Eukaryota; Metazoa; Arthropoda; Insecta; Hymenoptera; Apidae. The record is from the annotation of a GenBank genome assembly.
CUCUCUCUCUCUCUCUCUCGAAUAAGUAGGCUAAGUACGAAUUCACACGAGGAAUUCAGCUCGUGUGCUCGGGGAACACUUGUAAGGACUGUGGCUGACAGUUUACGCCGGAGCGUGGACGUGGUUAUUACGGCGGAGAGUGGUCCGACGUGUUCGCGUGAUUUUCCGAAAUUACGCGAGGCCCGCCGUGUGUGUUGGACGAGGCAUCGUGGCCCAGUGGCCAGUCGUCGUCGUCGUCGUUUACACGGCGAGCACACGAUUUUAUCGCGAUAUCGGGAUUUCAGCGCGACUAGAGACAACGCGUCCUUGAAGCUCGUUCUAACGUGUUGCAGGUACGCUGCGCCCGCCGGGCUUGAUCGGUGGCAGCAAGCCAAAAGUCGCGACGCCGGCCGUCGUCGCCAAGAUCGAGCAGUACAAGAGGGAGAAUCCCACCAUCUUCGCGUGGGAGAUCCGCGAGAGGCUCAUCUCCGAAGGCGUGUGCAGCAACGCGACAGCGCCCUCGGUCAGCAGUAUCAACCGAAUUCUGCGAAAUCGGGCGGCAGAACGGGCAGCGGCGGAAUUCGCGAGGGCGGCCGGCUACGGUCUGUACGCGGCGGGUCCACAUCCGUAUUUCAACAGCGCCCAUCAGCACCCGACGACCAGCCACCACUUGCCGGCUGGUUGGCCAGCGCCAGGGGCAGCCGGCCACCCUUGGAUGCUGCCGCCAUUGGCUACCGGGAUCACCGGCGCGGCUUCCGCUGCUCUGCUCCUUCCGCCGUCGUUGAGCCCGGGAGCAGCCGCGGCGGCGGCCGCUGCCGCCUCUGCACGGUGACGGGGACGAGGGGAGCCUGGACGGAUCGGAGCAGCCGAAAUUCCGACGAAAUCGCACCACCUUCAGCCCGGAACAGCUCGAGGAGCUCGAGAAAGAAUUCGAGCGAUCUCACUAUCCUUGCGUGUCUACGCGUUUGGUUUUCCAACAGACGGGCAAAGUGGCGUCGUCAUCAACGAAUGAACCUGUUAAAGCGUUCGCCACCGCCACCGCCGCCGCCGCCGCCGCCUCCUCCACCGCCUCCGCCACCAGCGUCGCUGCCGCAGCAGCAGCAGCAGCCACCGCCGCAACCGCAUUCCGCAUCCGGUAUGGAAGUAAGUCGUGCGUCAAGCUGCUCAAUCGCCGGAAUGGGAGGAGAGAGUAGCGCGUUUCGGGCGGUCGUGACCAAUUCGUCGUCGAGAGACGUCGCGGAACGGAACGAGAGGAUCGACAGGCUCGAGCCGAUCGGCAAACAGCCGGAAAGAAAGCCGAGCGCCUUCAGGAUGAUCAGCCAACUCGUCGGGGAAGAUUCGCCGACUUCAAUGCUCAAAUCCUCGAGCCCGACGUACGAGCACCAGAGGCACGAGGGCAACGUUAGAUCCGUCGUUGGCUCGUCCGAGACGACCAACAAGAAGGAAUUCGAGCGGGUCGAGGACGAGGAAGAGGACGAGGAGAUCGACGUGCAAGACUCGGACCAGGACGUUCCUUCCUCGCCGACCGUUGCGUGGCGGGAUCACUGGACGGAACAGCAACCCUUGGAACUGACGAAACACGAUCGU